This is a messenger RNA of Selaginella moellendorffii, 2127 nucleotides long. RefSeq names its product pentatricopeptide repeat-containing protein At4g02750. The record is from RefSeq and is a predicted model, not a curated record. The coding region runs from base 1 to 2127 and encodes 708 amino acids. The transcript has 2 exons. NCBI's taxonomy places the organism in Eukaryota, Viridiplantae, Streptophyta, Lycopodiopsida, Selaginellales, Selaginellaceae. Gene Ontology annotation, molecular function: protein binding.
AUGAUCAAGAUGGUUUCUUCCGAGCUGAAAGGACCUCCAUGUAAGUUUUUGAGCUUCGAUUGUUUUGUUCAAAAAGUCUCUGAUAAAACUUCUCUUUUCUUUUUCCAGUUUGAGAUGUGGAAGCGAAAGACUUGGAACACGACGUCUCGACUGCUCCAGAUCGUCCCGAGAAGCGAAAUCACGACCAGAAAGCCGAAAAGCGAGUCACUUGAUCUUCCGGAGACCGAUAUUAUCUAUACAAAACAAGGGGAAAGAGGCUAUGGAUCCAAAGAGCCGACGAAGCUCGCAGCAGGAACUAUCAAAGGUAAAUUCGUAGAGCUCAAGAAAAUAUCUCAGAAACAUGUUUUUUGUUUCCAGGUUUUUGUCUCUGUCGUCGAUCGAGCACCAGGGGACGCUGUUCUUGAGCUGCGACCAAUCCAGGAGUGUCUUGCGAGCCUCAAGUCGUGUCGAACACUCUCAAGCGUGAGAGAGCAGCACAAGCAAGUAAAAUCCAAGCUUGACCUCGAGAACGAUCGCAAUCUCUACAGCCGCAUUUCCAACACGCUGAUCGAGAUGUAUGGGAAGUGUGGCAGCGCCGACGAUGCCCGCAAAGUUUUUGCAUCGAUGCCCGAGAGCUCCAGAUCUCCCUUCACGCUCUUCUCCAUGCUGGUAGCGUUUGCUCGCAAUGGACACCUCCGGGAGGCCAAGGAGCUCUUUGACGAGAUGCCCGAGAAGGAGCUAAGCGCCUGGAGCGCGCUCAUGUCGGCGUAUGCCCGAUCGGGGCAUAUGGACGAGGCGAAAACACUCUUCGAUCGAAUGCCCGAGAGGGACGUGAUCUCCUGGACUGCGAUGCUCAAUGCCUACACGGAGAACUCGUUAGUCGAGGAAGCGAAGAAGAUCUUCGAUGAGAUGCCUGUGAGAGACGUCGUGUCGUGGACUGGAUUGCUCGUCGCGUAUGCCCAAACCGGCUAUGUGAUAGAAGCGAGGAGAGUGUUUGAAUCCAUGCCCGAGUGGGACACUGUAUCCGCGAAUGCGAUGAUCACUGCGUAUGCAUCGAUCCAAAACGUUAGCGAGGCGAGGAAGAUCUUUGAGAUCUUACCAGCGAAGGAUCUUGUGUCGUGGAACGCCACGAUCGCUGCGUAUGCCCAAAACGGGUAUAUGAUCGAGGCCAAGGCGCUGUUUGAUUCCAUGCCCGAGCGCAAUGCCAUCUCCGUGACCACGAUGCUGUCGACAUACGCGCAGGAUCGCAAGCUCAACCUCGCCAAGAGCCUGUUUGAUUCGAUGGAGGAGCGAAGCACAGCGUCAUGGAAUGCGAUGCUCGCGGCCUAUGCUCAAAACGGUCAUCUCGAGGAGGCCAAGAUCAUCUUUGACACGGUCCCUGAGCGAUGCGUGGUGUCCUGGAACGCGAUGGUCUCAGGCUACGCGCAGAACGAUCGCCUGGAAGAAGCCCGGGAGCUCUUCGAUCGAAUGCCGGGCAGAAAUAUCUCGUCGUGGAACGCGAUGCUAGCGGCAUACGCCCAGCACAGGGACGUGAUCCACGCCAAGCACCUGUUCUUCGCAGAGAUCCCCGACCGCGGCCCCGCGGCAUGGAUGUGCCUGAUCCUCGUCCACACCUACACUGGCCAGAUCGAUCGCGCGGACAAGAUCCUGGCGACAAUGCCGGAUCCCAGCGCCGUGGCUUGCAAUGCCGUGCUGGUGGCCUACUCCCAGAUCGCCCGCUUCGAUCGCGCCGCGGAGAUCUUCGUGUUGAUGCAUCUGGAAGAUUGCGGCGCUGAUGAGACGAGCUUCACAUGCCUUCUCCUGGGAUGUAGCCACAGCGGCGACAUUUCGAGGGCGCGAUCGAUCUUCCAGUCCCUGGCCCUGGAUUUCGCCAAGAUCGCGCGGAAGCAGCACUACUGCGGGAUGAUCGAUGUGCUGAGCCGUGCCGGGCACCUGUGUGACGCGCAAGAGCUCCUGGAGACUAUGCCUUACGAGCCCGAUGCCGCCGAUUGGAGAUCUCUGCUCAAGAACCACAAGAGAAGAGGACGAUGUAGCAGCAGUAGUGAUUCACGCGAAGAUGUGGAUGAAUCCAGCAGCGCUGUGAGAGGAGUCCUCGUGCCAAGGGACGCGCAGGGGUAUAUUCUCCUUGCCAACAUGUUUGCUCAUUAG